This is a messenger RNA of Drosophila serrata, 1347 nucleotides long. RefSeq names its product univalents only (gene uno). The record is from RefSeq and is a predicted model, not a curated record. NCBI's taxonomy places the organism in Eukaryota, Metazoa, Arthropoda, Insecta, Diptera, Drosophilidae.
UGUUUUUAAAAACGUAUCUCUCAAAAUGAGUUUUUGUGUGUUCUAAAAAAAAUUAGUAGCAGUUCCCUUUUCUUCUUUCAUUUGCUCAACACUUUUAAGACUUGUGACUUCCAUUUUGGACCAAAAAUCAUCCAUCUUACUAUUUUCGACUACCGCCAUGGUCUCUACGUCGCAAACGGAGCUGCGCUUCGAUAUUAAGCUGCUGUCCGGCAAGACAGUGGUCAUGGUGGAAUGUCCGGGCUACGAGGCCGAGCUGUUCAUGCCACAGAUCGUCAAGGGACGCAUCACCUUCCAGAACAUCAUUCCAAAUCGUCGGUGCUGCCCCGAGAGCAGCAUGCUGCAGAAGGAAGACGACAGGGUGGCAAGGGGAGGGAGGAGUACGCCCUUUCGCCUCUCUCAAGCAGUUAAUAUAUCGACUCCGCUGGCCAAGAGCACGCCGUCCAGUGGCUCCUCUUCGCAUUCCCGUGUUGGCAAGGAAAACAUUCCGCCGCAUCUGACCCCCGAGCUAGGGCGCUGUCGUCCCAUCCGAAUGCCGUCUCUAAAUGAGAGUGGUAUGGAUUUAGACAUGGUUUGUGCUUCAUCUCCCGAGCCUCAAUCCGUCAAUCGUAACGUGGAAGCCAGGCUUUCUCCGCCAACUGCUACCAGCUAUAACCUAGCCACUGUGCAAACAAGAGAGCCUGUGCUCUCUAGGACUCCGCCGGUACGGACCUACUCCCGCAAAAAGGCUGCCACGCCAAGUAAAGUUAAGCCUACGGUCUGGUCGCCUCUGCAAAGGAAGAGAAAGGCAACUACGGUUUCUUCCACCAAGGGGCUUAGUCCAACAGUUAAAGUGGUUAUACGCAGUCGCAGACUGAUAGUGGAUAACAAGAAGACGCUGGAAGCCCGUGAUCUCAAGAAGAUUACACCUAUCUCUAAGGAGAUGAUCACACGCAAACAGGUGACAGGCAAGACGCGGAACCAAUUUAAUGCUUUAAAGGUCACGGCCUUCGACCUGCUUACACAGCCCUCUCUCGGGCUCAUGGGACACGAUCUGAAUAAACAAUUUGAGCAAGCCUGCAUGAACAAGAAGGCCACCACGCUGCCUAACUACGCGGAGAUAGCGGUCACAGAGCCACUCAAAAUAGACAACCAGGUAAAGGCUCUGUUAGCCAAGAAAAAGCGGAUGGAACGAGUCGACCAACAGAAACCAAAAUACACAAUAAAUCCGAAGGGCAAGAGCAAGGUGUGGAGUUUCUAGAAACCGGGAAAUUUUGAUCGUAUUCAAACAGAGUAGUCCAAAUGUAUUGUAGCCAUAGUGAUUCAAAUCAGAUACGUAUUGUUAUUAAAUGUAAGCUAAUGUCAGCUGUA